Molecule: messenger RNA, 2177 nt
Organism: Nomia melanderi (Alkali bee)
Lineage: Eukaryota; Metazoa; Arthropoda; Insecta; Hymenoptera; Halictidae
Product: glycerophosphodiester phosphodiesterase 1
Biological process (GO): ethanolamine metabolic process; phospholipid metabolic process; N-acylethanolamine metabolic process
Cellular component (GO): plasma membrane
Molecular function (GO): glycerophosphodiester phosphodiesterase activity
Source: RefSeq, a predicted model, not a curated record
UAGGGAAGUAGGGGAAGAUGUUUUAAGUCUGAGGCUUAGUUGAGUUCAUACUUGUGUAACGUGAGGAGGCUCUGUUGCACUAGUGUACGUGUUGUGUCAUACGUCGCGUGUGUUACGCUUUACUAUCAAAAGUAUAAUUAACAGUGUUUAUUUAAUAAAUAUCAUUUAACGUUAAUUUUAACUUAUCAAGUUAUAUAUUAUAACAGUAUCUGCAGUCACAAACACGUACACAAAAGCAUCCAGUUGUCAUUGUGUUGAAUGCAGACGUAAAAAUUGCAAAAGUCUGUUAUCAAACACAGAUAGAUUAUCAAGCUUUAAACAGUGUCUACAAAAAUGUGCAGAAUCACACACCCAAGUAAUAUAAAGUGUUGCACAAAAAUAUUAUGUUCAGUGUCCCUCUUUGCAUAGACUCAAUAACACUCUUGUCCUUCUUCUGGAAAAACAGUUAACAAGUCUAAAGAUUUCUUUAAAAGAUGCAUGGAUUUGUCGAACUAAUUUUAAGCAGUGCUUUGUUGUGGAUACUUUUACAAACUAUCUGGAGUAUUUUAAUAAGUGUUUUUUAUCAUUUUUGUGUACCAUGGAUUAUUUGGGGUACUAUCAUUAUUACAAUCGGAUUAAAAGUAGCCAGAAUUCCACAGCCAAAUUUACAGAUAAAACAUGAAGUGCUUGGAGUGAAUCCCCUUUUACCGAAAAAAGAUAACAAUGUAUCGAAGGAUCAUGGUAAUGGAGAGCAGUUUUGCAUGCGAGUGGUGGCUCAUCGUGGUGGAGCAUAUGAUUGCCCUGAGAACAGCUUAACAGCCUUUCGUAAUAGCAAAGAGAAAGGCUGCAAAGGAAUUGAGCUUGAUUUAUACCUUACAAAGGAUAAUGUACCCAUAGUAUUUCAUGAUCCAACCAUUGACAGAGUUACUGGAAAACCUGGGAUCAUUAAAGAUAUGACAUGGGAUCAAUUAAAGGAAUUGGAUAUCACCCAUAAUCAUCCAUUGAAGGAUAAAUUUAUGGAAGGUGAAAAAAUUCCAUUAUUUGAUCAUGCCUUAGAGACAUGCUUAAAUAAUGAACAAAGAGUAAUUAUAGAUGUAAAAGAGAGUAGAAUGGAAAUUGUACAAACAAUUUUAGAUGCAUACAAAAAGUAUCCAAAAUUAUUUAAAAUGGGAAUUGUAUCCAGUUUUAAUCCUAUUGUCAUAUAUAUGCUUAGGAGAAGGGAACCCAGAAUUGUCACAAGUUUAGCAUGGAGACCAUAUUAUUUUUCAAGAAUAUCGUACUCACCUUUUGAUAAACCAGGACAAAUACGUUAUACCAAUCCAGUUAAACAUGUAGCAGCUUGCUUAUUAGAUCAUGUUUAUGGAUGGGCACUUUACCAUUUUGUGUACUAUAUUACAGGUGUUUCAGUUGUUUUGUUACAUAAAGAUACGAUAAAUCAGCAUAUUGUACAAGAAUGGUAUAAUCGCGGUGUACGUGUGAUGGCAUGGACGGUAAAUCUACCAUCAGAGAAAUUACACUUCUCGCGGUUGCUUAAAAUUACAUAUUUAACAGAUACACUGUUACAUGAAAAAGACAUGUAAUAUCACAUAUAUUCUACAUAGUGUAAGUGAGUGUAUCCCAUUGGCAUACAGAUCAUUGUUUUCUAUAAUCUAGUCUAUUCAUCGAAGCGAUGAAUUGUAUUUAUAUAUAUUUUUUUAUAUAACAAAUUCAGUGUUUACUUUGUUGAGAAAGAAGUAAUAUUCUUUUUUUUUUCUUUUUAUUAUGUAUACUAAAAUGAGAAUGAAAUUCACGCACAAAUUUUUAUUAAGGUAGGACUAAUACUUUUAAAUUAAUUAUGAACUUGUAUAUAAUGAUACUUUCAUCUUUUGUAAUACAAGGAAAAUUAUUUUUAUCUUUGCCAUUGCAUAUUAUUUCUAUCUUCUAAGUGUUCAAUAUUUUACUAACAUUCAUACCAGUAGAUGGGUAUCAUUUGAAAUGCAUGAUUUCACGGACGGAGAUAUUUAUUUCUUAAAUAUUUACUUUCGAAUUAUGGAACACUGGUUGUAAUUUAAAAGUUUGUCACACAAUAGUAGUAAGUUUGCUUUUACGGGAUUCCAUACCUUGGAUAAGUCCCGUUAAUAAAUCUUCCAUUUCUGUUGUAGCACGUUUUAAUUUACAAUUAUCACUAGCUACAUAAGAAUCUGCAACAGUAAUUUUUA